Messenger RNA from Dama dama (fallow deer), 5208 nucleotides. It is a transcript of the gene POU6F1, whose product is annotated as POU class 6 homeobox 1. Lineage: Eukaryota; Metazoa; Chordata; Mammalia; Artiodactyla; Cervidae. Gene Ontology annotation, molecular function: DNA-binding transcription factor activity, RNA polymerase II-specific; RNA polymerase II cis-regulatory region sequence-specific DNA binding. The record is from RefSeq and is a predicted model, not a curated record. The transcript has 12 exons. Gene Ontology annotation, biological process: regulation of transcription by RNA polymerase II. Bases 262 to 2097 code for a protein of 611 amino acids.
AGCCCAGCCAAGCCGUACUGGCUUCUUUGUCUGCGGGUGGCGGCUUCCCCGGCCCCCGGGCCCCGGCCCCCGGCCCCCUGGCCCGAGCUGUGAGAUGAAUCUCUAAUCGGUGGCCGCCGGGCACCCGGGGCGAAGGCAGCUCGGGCUCGGGCUCCGCUCGUAUUCAUUAACUUCUGUUGUGUACCAGGAAUUUUAUGAGGCUCUGGGAUAUGAUGAAUGUGUAGGUGUGGGCCAGCCCCCACCCCACCCUGACAAGUGACCAUGGAUCCUGGAGCUGGGCCAGACUCAUCUCUGACUGUCAAUGAGCAGGUCAUCGUGAUGUCAGGCCAUGAGACCAUCCGAGUUCUGGAGGUUGGAGUGGAUGCCCAGAUCCCUGCUGAGGAGGAGGGCAAAGCGCUGGAGGCUGUGGCCACCGAGGGCUCCCAGAGCGGAGGCCCUGCUGAAGCUGGUGAAGCUGCUGGUGAAGCUGGCCCAGACCACCCAGACUCCUCUGUGGAGGCAACUGUGAAGUCGCUUCCAGGGAUGCCUUUGAGCCCUGCCCCUGCCGUUGCCACCUUCAGCCAAGCUCCAUGCCAGCCUCAGGCAUCACAGACCCUGACGCCACUGGCUGUACAAACUGCCCCCCAGGUCUUGACUCAGGAAAACUUAGCCACAGUUCUGACAGGAGUUAUGGUUCCAGCAGGGGCAGUUACUCAACCUCUUCUUAUCCCCAUCAGUAUUGCAGGUCAAGUGGCUGGUCAACAGGGGCUGGCCGUGUGGACAAUUCCUACCGCAACCGUGGCUGCCCUCCCAGGACUGACCGCUGCUUCUCCCACGGGGGGAAUUUUCAAGCCACCUUUAGCCGGUCUCCAAGCAGCUGCUGUGCUGAACACCGCUCUCCCGGCACCUGUACAAGCCGCCCCACCGGCCCAGGCCUCCUCGCCUGCCCAGCCCCGACCACCGGCCCAGCCCCAGACGCUGUUCCAGCCCCAGCCACUGCUGCAGACCACACCGGCCAUUCUACCGCAGCCCACUGCUGCCACCGCCACUGCCCCCACCCCCAAGUCUGUGGACACCCCCACACAGAUCACCGUUCAGCCUGCAGGCUUCGCAUUCAGCCCGGGAAUCAUCAGUGCUGCCUCCCUCGGGGGACAGACCCAGAUCCUGGGCUCCCUCACCACAACUCCGGUCAUUGCCAACGCCAUUCCCAGCAUGCCGGGGAUCAGCAGUCAGAUUCUCACCAACGCUCAGGGUCAGGUUAUUGGAACACUUCCUUGGGUAGUGAACUCGGCUAGCGUGGCGGCCCCAGCACCGGCCCAAAGCCUGCAGGUCCAGGCUGUGACCCCCCAGCUGUUGUUGAACGCCCAGGGCCAGGUGAUCGCGACCCUGGCCAGCAGCCCCCUGCCUCCUCCUGUGGCUGUCCGGAAGCCAAGCACUCCUGAGUCCCCUGCUAAGAGUGAGGUGCAGCCCAUCCAGCCCACACCAGCCAUGCCCCAGCCGGCCGUGGUCAUCGCCAGCCCAGCCCCAGCAGCCAAGCCUGCUGCCUCUGCUCCCAUCCCCAUCACCUGCUCAGAGACCCCGACGGUCAGCCAGCUGGUGUCCAAGCCACAUACCCCCAGUCUGGAUGAGGACGGGAUCAACUUAGAAGAGAUCCGGGAGUUUGCCAAGAACUUUAAGAUCCGGCGGCUGUCCCUGGGCCUCACACAGACCCAGGUGGGUCAGGCUCUGACUGCAACGGAAGGCCCAGCCUACAGCCAGUCAGCCAUCUGCCGGUUUGAGAAGCUGGACAUCACACCCAAGAGCGCCCAGAAACUGAAGCCGGUGCUGGAGAAGUGGCUACAUGAAGCUGAACUCCGGAACCAGGAAGGCCAGCAGAACCUGAUGGAGUUUGUGGGAGGCGAGCCCUCCAAGAAACGUAAGCGCCGCACCUCCUUCACCCCCCAGGCCAUAGAGGCUCUCAAUGCCUACUUCGAGAAGAACCCGCUGCCCACAGGCCAGGAGAUCACCGAGAUUGCAAAGGAGCUCAACUAUGACCGGGAGGUCGUGCGGGUCUGGUUCUGCAACCGGCGCCAGACACUCAAGAACACUAGCAAGCUGAACGUCUUUCAGAUCCCUUAGGGCUCAGCCCCAGCCCUGUGUCCCAGCACUUUGUACCUCCCUUGGGCAUCCGGCUCCGGCUGCCACCCUGCAGCAUCUGUCAUUCUGCUGCCCGUGGCUGUGUUUGUCCUGGGUUGGGAGUCUCCACCAUGCACCUGUGUGUCAGCUGCCUCCCUCCUCUUCCCCGUGUCAUCCGCAUCCCAGAGAGGGCAGUGGGCCCCACCUGAGACCUCCAGGUUUGGGGCUGGUCAUGCCGAAGGAGGGGAUUUGUCGUGUCACUUAAAGAAGCACUUUGCUGAUGUGGGUUUGUGAAGGGUGAAUUCUGGUUGGGAACCAGAGGCUCCCCAUCUUUGGGACGGGGCUGUAGUAGCCUCUAGGACCACUGGCCAUUAGCUCUUGUGUUUGAUGGCACUCUCUCCAAUGUCUCUCUCUUCUCUGUUCCUCUCUGUGAGUGUGGCAGGUACAGCAGCUCAUCCAGUGGAACCACAGCCUCACCCACCUGCCCUCCGCCUGCAGUCACACUCUCCCCCGACAAAAUGCAAGAGAUCUUGUUCUGAAAAGUGUGAUGUGAUGUGCAGCUCAGAAAGUCAGAUUCCAUGUAUGCCUCGACCUCACGGUCAGAAGGUUUCCACAGACCUGGGGCCAGAACACAUGAUCACUCCCAUCUUUCCUUGGCUCCUAUGUAGGGAAAAUGGCACUAAAGCAAAAUUCUUUCUUUUAUACAUCAUGUCGGAAGAAAUCAGCCGUGAGCUCUAGCUGUCCUGGAGUUGACCUGGGUCUAUAGCAGGUUGUGAAGUGAAAGUCACUCAGUUGUAUCCAACUCUUUGCGACCCAUGGACUGUAUAGUCUGUGGGAUUCUCCAGGCCAGAAUACUGGAGUGGGUAGCCUUACCCUUCUUAGAGGGAUCUCCCCAACCCAGGGAUCAAACCCAGGUCUCCUGCAUUGCAGACGGAUUCUUUACCAGCUAAGCCAGCAGAUUGGGAACUUGAUAAAUAUGGUAUCUCUCCCAGAUUUUAAUCUGAUCUCUGUCCAUGUCCAUCUCCACAUCAGAAUGUUGUGGUUAAGAGAACUUGCAACCUGGAAAAUCCCCCUGCCCAGAUAAGCAGGCACUCGGGGGAAAAAAAGAAUGAGGAAAGGAAUGCUAAGUCUCUCUUGCCCUCACACUCACCUCCCACCCAGUCCUGGGGUCUUCUCAGAAGCAGCAAAUGAAACGACACCAGACAGGAAGGCCCUGGGAAAAGCCCACAUCCAUAAAGAGCUGACAGCAGCCUGGGGGGUCCUUUGUGGAAGGUGACUUAACUAAUUUCCUUUGUAACUUGCAGUCUUGGAUACCAGAGGAGAAAUCUAAUUUUGUCCAGAAUCUUAGACCAUGUGUUUGUGUGAACAAGCCCCCUAGAGUGCUUCUGAGUUAAGAAUACCUCUAGAGCAGGCUGGGUUUUGCCUUCAGAGAGGGUAUCUGUGGUACACUGGAGCUUGGCAUCUCAUGCAAGAUGUUCAGUGAGUUUCCCAGCCUCCCUGCGGCUGGGUAUCCCCUGGAACUCAGUAUGUGACUCGGGGAGGUCAGGAGGGCACUGGGAGGUUUGCUAGAGGCGCCCAGCCUGCUAUGUAGACUAGACUUAAAGGUCACACACAAGUCACAGGGGUCAGCCGCCCCCACCUUUCACAGCUCCUGUCCUUACAGAACCUGGUCUCUAGCAGCUGCCCUCCAACACCCCUCACACGAUAAACCCUGAAGAAGUGACUGCCGUAUGAGGGCAUGUUACCACCUCCUUGGGACACUGGUGCAGAGCCCAGCCUUGCUUCCUCUGGCAGACGGGGUUUCCUUUCCCACCUGAAGCUGGUGCGUCCCAGGCCUCUCAGGGCCACUGGGCCAUCGUCUUGGUGGCCCUGCCAGUGAGAGGGCAGUUGUGUGUCAAAUUGCCACAUACGCGCACACACACCCCACACCACUGCAUUCUGACCAACCAGAGUUGCUCACGUGUGGUGGGGGAUGAGGAAGCAGGUGGGAACCUCGCUUGCCGCAGCCUCCCAGCAGAGAAUACGUCUCCAAGGGUAAGGCUGCACGCUCAAGUUCAAGGUUAUCCACCCGACUCAAUGAGGUGACAGGCUCACUUUAGAGGGGCACUUGAGAGAGGUGUUGUAAACAAGUGUUAAGUGAGAAUCAAGUACCAGAGCUUGUGAAGGAUUCAGUGACUUACAGUUCAAUAAAUUAGAGAGAUACAGGUUUUUACCCUCAAGCCUUUGCAUUCAGUUAUGCUUUCUUUCUUGGGAGAGACAAGUGGGUCAUGCCUGGUGCAUACAGGUGUAGCAUGUGAUCCAGGGCGUGUCCACGGCAGUGGAUAUGCAGGAGGACACCAUCUGUCCUGUGUCACGGCAGGAAAAAACUGCUCUAAAUUAGGCCUGGACAUGCUUUCUUAGCUCCUCCCGCAUCUAAAUCUGUCUUCUCAAGGCUGGGCUAGAACGAAAGCUUUUCUUCUGCUGGAAUGAUGGGUUGGUCUUUCAGAGAAACAAGCCCGGGGGGGAGGGGGGCCAGAGUGUUUGCAAGCUGAAUUCCCCAGACAGGGGCUACAGGGUGUCCCUGAAGUACGCACACAGCAGAGCUCGCCAACCUGAUCUCUGCUCUUACUGCCCCACCAUAGGGCCCCCUGGAAGCAGCUAUGGCCCUGAGGUGGGGUUUUGUUUUGUUUAUAUCCUUGUUAGGAGCAGCAUCAGACUCUGAAGGGAGUUGAUACUGAUUUUGUUUUAAAAGCACCUUUCUGGUUACCAGCCAGAGCUCAGUGGCUCCUUUGCCAUGGAAAGGCAGGCGAAAGGGCAGAAAAAGCUUCACUGUUUGCAUGUGGUUUUGUUUUUGUUUCAAAGAGCAAAAUGUUCUGUGGCUUAAUGAAUCGGCUGGGGCCUUUGACCCUGCACUAAUCAUGGCAUUUUAUCCAAGUGGGGUUCAGGGAGAGAACUCAGCCAAGUGGAUUAAAGAACCUGUUUGAAUUUGGAAUGAGAGGCCCUGGCUUUUUUGUGUGUCCUUGGAAAUUCAAUCACCUUCCUAUGCCUAGAUUCCCUUCCUGUCUCACAGGCCAGGCUCUGACACCAAGGUUCUAACUGUUCCCGGACAUGGACAAAGUCUGCUGAGAGCUUGAG